Salmo salar (Atlantic salmon) is the source of this 4210-nucleotide messenger RNA. The record is from RefSeq and is a predicted model, not a curated record. Lineage: Eukaryota; Metazoa; Chordata; Actinopteri; Salmoniformes; Salmonidae.
CUUCGACAGAGAGAGAGAGAGAGAACUUUUCCAGUAGUCGUGACACUCCUGGCGCGCACAGGAGACAGAGAGAGUCGGAGAAGAAGAGGGAGUCCAUUGGAAAGGAAAGAGAGAGAGAAAAAGAGCUGUUGGUUUCCGUGGAGUACUGAGGCUGUAUCUCAGUGUUGUGCGUUGGACUGCAGUGGUCUGUGUGUUUGUGGUUGUACUGUACACUGCUCGCUGACCAGUGGAAAGCAGAGAGGGAGGAGUGGGAGGGGCAGUGUGCCGACUGGACAGCCUGACGGAGGGUCUGUCCGGCGGAACCAAGCCUAUCUGCUGCCUCUAGCUUAUGCAACCAUGCUGGAAAAUAAAGGGGCACCAGAAGUGGAUUCUAGAAUGAGUAAUGCGUCGGAAACGAGUAAAUGUGGAAUGGAGAGUCAGAGUGGGGACGGAAACACAGAAAUCCAAACGAAUGGACUGGACUUUCAGAGGCAGACGGUUCAGACCACAAGCGCAAUCACCAACGCACACACACAGGCUCUCCUCCAACAGUCCAAGUCAGAAGACUCGGGUGCAAUUCCAACCUCCGUCCAGCAGGGCGUGCUGCCUCAGGCCCAGCUCAUGCUGGCUGGGGGACAGAUAGCUGGAUUGACCCUGUCUCCAGCGCAGCAGCAGAUGUUGUUGCAGCAGGCCCAGGCCCAGCUCCUAGCAGCAGCCAUGCAGCAGCAGUCAGCCAGCCAGCAGAGCAGCACUACGGGGGCAAGCAUCUCUGCCUCUGCAGCCACCCCUAUCACACAACUGCCCCUGUCCCAGCCCAUCCAGAUCACCUCUAUUCCCUCUGGUUCUACCCAUCUUCCAGGCCAGCUAAGCCAGCUGGGAUACCCCUAUGAGAUGGCGACCUUCAGCAGUUACCUACCUCAGUUACAACAGCUGCAGCAGCAGAACCUGACCAUGCCCCAGUUUGUCCUGGUUCAGCCCGGCCACCACAUCGCUACCCAGCUGCAGCCUGGCCAGUUCAUCAUCUCACAGUCGCCGCAGGGCCAGCAGAGUCUCCUGCAAGGCCAGAGUCUUCUAACUCAACUACCUCAAAGCCAAGCCAACCUCCUGCAGACGCAUCCCAGCAUCACGCUCGCCACACAGCCAGCGACUCCGACCCGUACGAUAGCAGCCACGCCCAUCCAGCCUCUGUCCCACAGCCAGACCUCGCCCCCUAAACGCCUGGCCACGCCCAGUCUGGAGGAGCCCAGUGACCUGGAGGAGCUGGAACAGUUUGCCAAGACCUUCAAACAGAGACGCAUCAAACUGGGCUUCACACAGGGAGAUGUUGGCCUGGCCAUGGGCAAGCUGUACGGUAACGACUUCAGCCAGACCACCAUCUCCCGCUUCGAGGCCUUGAACCUCAGCUUUAAGAACAUGUGCAAGCUGAAGCCACUGCUGGAGAAGUGGCUCAACGAUGCAGUUUAUGCAGACAACCUGUCGUCUGACCAGGCCCUGUCCAGCCCCAGCGCCCUGGGCUCCCCUGGCCUGGGUAUGGAGGGGCUGAACCGCCGACGCAAGAAGAGGACCAGCAUCGAGACCAACAUCCGCUUGGCCUUAGAAAAGAGAUUUCUGGAACAGAACCAAAAACCUACCUCUGAGGAGAUCACCAUGAUCGCCGACCAGCUCAACAUGGAGAAGGAGGUGAUCCGGGUUUGGUUCUGUAACCGCCGGCAGAAAGAGAAGAGGAUCAACCCCCCCAGCGGUGGAUACAGCAACACAGGGACAGGCAGCAGCCCCAUCAAAACCAUCUUCACCCCUACGAUCCCCCUGGUGGCCAGUACGGCCAGCCUUGUGACCAGUAACACACCGACUACACUGACUGUAAACCCAGUGAUGCCUCUCAGCAGCAGCAGCGUGUCUGGCCUGACCUUCACAGGCACGACCAUAGGAGCGACCACAAACACGGCAUCCGUCAUCUCCACGGCACCCAUGGUUACUGCGGUGACCAGCUCCCCAUCGCUAAGCCCCUCCCCCACGGCCCUCCAGGCCACGGCGGCGGAGACGGGCGGAACCCAGGAGCACACGGUGGUCACGCAGGCACCGUCGUCCCUAGCGACCACUCUGGGGACGGGUCAGGUGAUGGUGGCUGGACUGGGCCUGUCGGCCGCCCUGCAAGGCGCCGCCCAGUUACCCACCAGCACUAGUUUCGCUGCCAUGGCCGGGCUUAACCAAGGACUUAUGGCGUCAUCGCAGUUCACUCCUGGGGGGGCCUUGCUGAGCUUGGCUCCAGGGGGGCUGGGAGGGGCUCUGAACCCCGCCAUGUUGAGCAACAGCACCCUAGCCACCAUCCAAGGUCUGUGGAGCGCCCUGGCAUCAGGCGGCGCUCUCCCCAUCACCUCGCUGGACGGGAGCGGUAACCUGCUGUUCGCCAAUACCUCUGCUGGCAGCACCCCCAACCUGAUGCAACCCCUCUUCCUGAACCCCCAGAACCUGUCCCUGCUCACCACCAACCCUGUCAACCUGGUGUCAGCCGGAGCUGCUGGGGGAGGGGCCCUGCAGGUCUCAGCUGACCACCAGGUCACCACGGCGACUGUACCAGUUCCCGCCUCCACCAUCACCACUGCCUCCAGGGCCCAGUGAAGCUGGAGGCCUCAAAUGGAACCCUAUGCCCUAUUUAGUGCACUACUCUUGGUUAAAUGUAGCGUACGAUAUGUCUGGCUCUGGCCAUAUUAGGGCACUAUAUGGGGGAAUAGGGCUGUUGUUUGGGAUUUGGCCUUAGACUAAUGGCUCUACCCACCUGUUCCUCCUCUUCCUUCUCUCUGUCACCUGUCAUUAUUUAAAUAUUUUGCUGCCACCAAAAAGAAACCCUCUGUGGAGCGGGUUGGAAUUUAUUUAAAAAACAAUGUUGGUCUUUUUUUCAUUCUCUUCCCCAGUACUCCAAAAAUGAGAUGCAACUCACGGAUGUUUUUGUCGUUGGACGCGGCAGGUCACACAGGAGGACUGGGGCGGCCAUUUUCUGAGGCAGGAUCGUCUUGAACUCUAUGGUUUGUGCUCCUUGUGUGACCCCUGACCAACGUCUUGGGAGAGUAAAUAACAGAGAAGACCCACCUAGCGUUCCCUUUUCUACUCCGUCACCUUUUUCACAAGUAGAGAUCUUUCUCUUCCCUGUUCAGAACUUCUUCUGAAGUACUUCUAACCAAAAAUGUGUGAUUUUACUUUUAAAAAUUUUAUUCUAAGAAAAAUGAUUUACUACUAAGUUCACAAUCUACAUCAUCACUAAAAGGGGGGUUUGUGCGUCUCCCCUGUCUAGGUUGAGUUUAUUUAGUGUCGGAGGCUCUGUUGGAAAGGCCUCAGCACGAAUAUCAAAGUUUUAUUUUAGAGGCGUUCUCGUUUUAGUUUGUUUUCUCUUGUUUUUAUGUGAGUGGACAUUUUCAGAACUAUACGUCUAACAUUAAGUUUUAACUGCUAUAUAUAUAAUUAGUUUUAUCGUGGUUAUAAGGCUUUAAAAAUCUAGUAAUAAUAAGUGGCUGAUAUAACGGUUAUCGUUGCUUUAAGGAACAGGGCUGGCUGCGUGGUCUCUCACUGGUCCUCUCUGUCUGGUAACACUGAGCUAGACAUUUCGCAGUAGCCCAGUGGCCAUGGAGCGUUUGUAAAUGGUAGUCUAGGUGCAGACCAUAGACACCGAUAUAAGAAAUGAUAACGCUUAGAGCUUUAACCCGGGUUACAUAUGGACCCAUAUCUGUGGGUUGUCGGGGUGGUGGUUGUGUGUUGUUGGGAUCAUGGCGGGGGAGUUCAGGGUUCACAGUUCAUAGGUCAGGCAGUAUAGGGGCUAAGUGGUUUUCUUGUGACCUUUAUAGCUCAGGCAAAUACAGACGCCUCAGUUAGCUGUAUGAUACAUGGAGUUCUGUGACUGAGUGUUCUCUGACGGUCUGUCUGUAUGGUUGCCAUGCCAACUGGAUGGCGUUGGUGUGCGGUAGAUGGGGACGUUGUGUAUUUUUGCUCAGAUAUUUUUCAUUUUUUUAAUACCAUUGUUUUUUUAAUGCCACCAAUGAACUACAGUCUGCCUGUUUUUGAAAGACUUAAACAUUCUGUCACGUUUUUUAACAGGUUUUAAGGUCCUUUAUUUCUGCAGUCUUUUGACUGGCUUACUUCAAGAUAUACCAAAAAUAUUUGUUAAACCUUGUGCUGUUUAUUGUCAGUGUAGCUUAGCCUAGUCCUAAUAUUUAUGAGUACAAACUCUCUCUUCACAACA